This is a messenger RNA of Cicer arietinum (chickpea), 2399 nucleotides long. RefSeq names its product E3 ubiquitin-protein ligase RGLG2-like. Gene Ontology annotation, cellular component: nucleus. Gene Ontology annotation, molecular function: ubiquitin protein ligase activity. Gene Ontology annotation, biological process: protein K63-linked ubiquitination. The record is from RefSeq and is a predicted model, not a curated record. NCBI's taxonomy places the organism in Eukaryota, Viridiplantae, Streptophyta, Magnoliopsida, Fabales, Fabaceae.
GCUUUAAUUUAAUCGAAUUUUAUCUAUUAAUUCAAGCGUGUUAAUUGAUAUAAAUGGAUUCGUGGUUGGAUAAUUGUGUGGAAAUUCAAUUAUUAUUUAGGAUUAAUUUAAUCGACUUUUUUGUAUUAAUCUAAGCGUGUUAAUUGAUAGAAAUGGAUUCAUGGUUGGGUAAUUGUGUGGAAAUUGAAUUGUUAUUUAGGGUUCAAUUUAAUUAUUAUUUUUUUCUAUUUACUGUUGAACGAGUUUUAUUUUUUUGUCCAUUUAUGGCUUUUGGAUACCAAUUAGAGGUUGCGUGUGUUGAUUGUGUUUGAAGUUUUUUUGCGGCGGCUAUAUUGGUUUUGCAUUCAAAUGUUACUUAAUGAGGGUUUUUUUUGUGUGUGCAUAUAUUUUAAAGGUUACUUAAUAAGGUUUUGCUUCUUCAAGUCGGCAAAGUUUGUAUGAAUUAGUCAUUGUGCCAUAAAUUGAGAAUUUGCUUGGAAAUUGGGAAACUUCAACCUUAAACAAGAUACCUUUAGAUCCAUUGAUCCAUUUAUAGUGUCUGGAAUUGAAUUUUGAGUUAAAUUUGAUAGUUGGGAGGAUUUUGAUUUUAGAUUGGUUUUGUGCUGAAUUUUGUUAGGGAGAUAAGUGGGGUUUAGGAAUUGGGAUUUUGUUGUUAUUGUUGUUGUUUUGGUGUUUUUCAGAGAAUUGAGUUGAUGGGGGGUCAAAGUUCUAAAGAGGAAAAUUUGAGGCAAGAUUCAUCUUUGCGUUCAAGUUCAUCCGCUUCUUCUUGGAAUUCAUAUCCUGACCCUCAUUUGGGUUAUGGUCAGGGUGGUUAUCCUUACACCUAUGAGUCACAACAACCUUCUUAUCCGACACAUCCGUAUUAUGACGCACAGCCUCCUCCUCCUCCACAAAACUAUGGCUAUGAGCCUCAAACUAGUGGUAGAGUGCCCCGCCAUGACGACAGAAGAAAGUUAGAGAGGAAAUACUCAAGGAUCGCUGAUAAUUACAACUCCAUAGAUGAGGUGACUGAGGCUCUUGCACGUGCAGGCCUUGAGUCUUCCAAUCUUAUUCUUGGAAUUGAUUUCACCAAGAGCAAUGAGUGGACAGGAAAGCGCUCAUUUAAUCGACAAAGCUUGCAUCACAUUGGCAAUGGUCCAAAUCCCUAUGAACAAGCAAUAUCCAUUAUUGGGAAAACCUUGGCUGCAUUUGACGAGGAUAACUUGAUUCCUUGUUUUGGAUUUGGGGAUGCAUCAACACAUGAUCAAGAUGUCUUCAGUUUCUUUCCAGACGAAAGAUUUUGCAACGGAUUUGAAGAAGUUUUGAGUCGGUAUCGGGAAAUUGUUCCAAGUGUUCGACUUGCAGGCCCUACAUCCUUUGCACCCAUUGUUGAAAUGGCCAUGACAAUUGUUGAGCAGAGUGGAGGCCAAUACCAUGUUUUGGUGAUAAUUGCAGAUGGCCAGGUAACAAGAAGUAUUGACACUGAACAUGGGAGGCUCAGUCCACAGGAGCAGAAGACUGUGGAUGCCAUUGUUGAGGCCAGUAAAUUUCCUCUUUCAAUCAUACUGGUUGGUGUUGGAGAUGGACCUUGGGACAUGAUGAAGGAGUUUGAUGACAAUAUGCCAGCUAGAGCCUUUGAUAAUUUUCAGUUUGUGAAUUUCACGGAAAUUAUGUCAAAGAAUAUUCCUUCUUCACGGAAAGAGGCAGCAUUUGCUCUCGCAGCAUUGAUGGAAAUUCCUUCUCAGUAUAAGGCCGCAAUAGAGCUUGAUCUACUGGGUAGUCGGAAAGCCAAUGCUCCUCAGAGAGUUGCCCUCCCAACACCCUCUUAUGGUUCAACAUCUUUUGGCACUUCAAAACCUUCUCCUGCUGCAAGUUUUGAGCGGAGUGUGCCUUCUUACCCCGACAACAGCAAACUAAGCUCAGCUCCUUCUGCCCCAAGUUCUACUUAUGAGAAUCAGCUUUGCCCUAUAUGUUUGAGCGAUCCUAAAGACAUGGCCUUCGGAUGUGGGCAUCAGACAUGUUGUGGUUGUGGACAAGAUCUUCAGACGUGUCCCAUCUGUAGGAGCCCCAUUAACACCCGAAUAAAGCUUUACUGAGCAGCAUCUUUUGUUGGGGGAUGUUUAUGUUGUAUUCUUUGAAUUUUUUAUGUGGAUGUAUACAAUAUUAGAUCAAAUAUUUGUUUCUGCUGUGAAAAGUGGUACUUUCUGUAUGUAAGUAUUCCUUGAUUUUUUUUUUCCAUUCAUUUUUGUUUCUGACAACAAUGAUUUGACAACUUAGCCUAGGGUGGUACUUGUACAGUUUUAGUUUAAGUGAGUGAUUUGGGUUUGAUUUGUAAUUUGUAUUUAUCGUGGCUAAUGGCGAAUACAAUAAGAUUUCCAGAUUCAGACCAAAAGAAUAAAUAAUGAAGUCAUUUAAGAAAA